[Candida] anglica is the source of this 2525-nucleotide messenger RNA. The record is from the annotation of a GenBank genome assembly. NCBI's taxonomy places the organism in Eukaryota, Fungi, Ascomycota, Pichiomycetes, Serinales, Debaryomycetaceae.
AUAGAGUUUCUUUUUUUUUUUUUGGUUGUCCAUAAAGCACACAUUUCAAACUGUUUAACUGGCUUUCUAAGAUGGUUGUAAGACGUACACCAGUUUUGUCCUCCAAGGAGGAUACAGCCUUUCGUGAAGCUCUUUCACUUUAUGAUUCCAAACAAUAUAAGAAGGCACUUAAACUUGUUGAACAAACGUUAAAGAAAAGUCCAAAUCAUGCGGAAUCAUUAGCUCUUAAAGGUUGUAUCAACCAUUUUGUAAGCACCAAGGCUGAAGCUGACCUUUAUGUUAGAAAGGGUCUUGCUCGUGCUCCAGGAAACCAUCUUGUCAAUCAUUUGGCUGGGAUUUAUUUCCGUAACGUAGAAGAUUAUGCUGAAGCAGCAAAGUGGUAUAAAGCUGCCAUUGAUAAUGGAUCUCAAAAUAAGCAAAUCUUACGUGAUUUAGCCACUAUGCAAGUUCACAACAGAGACUAUAAGAAUUUGAAAGAUUCAAGACAACUGUUCCUUGAAGAACAACCGGGGUUCAGAGCUAACUGGACUGGGAAUGCUGUUGCUCAACAUUUGAAUAAAAAUUAUUCUGGAGCUAUUUCUACCCUUUCCAAGAUCGAAGGUCUUAUUAAGGAACAUCUUCUGGCUUCUGAUAUGGUUGAACAUUCCGAAUGUCUUUUGUAUAAGAACUCCAUUAUGAGUGAAGCUGGAGAUUUUGAAAAGGCUUUGAAAUGUCUUAAUCAUGACGAACCAGAUAUUAAGGAUAAAUUAUCAGUAUUGGAAUAUCGUGCUCGUUACCUCCUUCUCUUGGGCGAGAAGAAGGAAGCUGCAUUGGUGUACCGUAGAUUGUUGCAAAGAAACCCAGACAAUUCUCUGUACUACACUUUGUUAGAAGUUGCCAUGGAAACUCUGGAAAUGUCAGUUGAUAUUAGGCUUAAAUUAUAUGAAAAAUUGGCUAGAUUUUACCCACGCUCUGAUCCUCCCAAGUUUUUACCAUUGACCUUUUUACCUGCUUCUCAUCCUGAAUUUUUGAAUAAGGCAAAGGAAUACGUUUUGAGUCAACUUCAAAGAGGUAUCCCUGCUACUUUUGUAAACAUUAAGCCAGUCUACAAGGAUAAGGCUAAAAUGAAGGUUAUUGAAGAGCUUGUAUUGAAGUUCUACAAGGAAGAAGUUUCCAAACUUAUCCCAACUGUCACCGUUUGGACUCGUUACUUUUUGGCUCAACAUUAUUUAUAUUUGAAUGAUUUAACAAAUGCUACUAAGUAUAUUGAUCAAGCUUUAGAGCAUUCACCAACCUUAGUUGAAUUGUAUAUUGUUAAGGCAAGAAUUUUGAAGCAUUUAGGCCAAUUUGAACAAGCGGCAGAAGCAAUGAAUGAAGGCCGUGAAUUAGAUCUUCAAGAUAGAUUUAUCAAUUCCAAGGCAACCAAGUAUUAUUUCAGAGCCAACAAGGUUGAUAAGGCUAUUGAUACUAUUUCCUUAUUCACAAAGUUGGAAGAUGGUGCUGUCAAUGGUUGUAAAGAUUUGCAUUUAAUGCAAGUGAAUUGGGUGUUAAUUGAAAGUGCCGAAGCUUAUUCCAGAUUAUAUCAUGAAUUCGAAGCUAAGUUACGUGAAUAUAGAGCCAGUGUUAGCGCCGGUUCCACCACUGAACCAGUUGAAGAAGACGGUGAUGAAAUUUCUGUUGAAUCAAUUGAAAAUGAAUUGAUUGAAAACAUUGAACUUUAUAAAGGUUUGGCAUUGAAGAGAUAUCAUGCCGUUAUUAAGGUCUUUGAUAUCUUUUACAACGAUCAACUCGAUUUCCACUCUUAUUGUUUAAGAAGAGGUACUCCAAGAGAUUAUGUCGAAACACUCAAAUGGGAAGACAACAUCCAUGGUACACCAAUCUACAGUAGAGUUCUUAAGGGAUUAUCUCAAAUUUAUUUGGAAAUUUAUGAAGAACAAGAAGCAUCUAAGAAAUUGAAGAAUGAAUCAGGAGAUCUUGCAGGUAGUAACAAGCCAAAGAAGAAUGGUAAGAAGCAGAAGAAAGCCAAGGCUCAAGUGAUGAAGAAGAAGGAGGAACUUGUAGCUAAGGUUGCAUCAGUGGCAGACGAUCAAGAUCCUUUAGGUUCAAACUUGUUAUCUGGGUUAAUUACCAAUAGUCAUGGUAAGGUUUUGGAUAAUCUCUUUGAAUUGUUUAAACCAUUACUUACUGAAGCUAAACUGAACAAACUUACAUGGGAACUUGCCUAUGAAUUAUAUUUGAGACAAGGUAAAUACAUUUUGGCCAUGCAAGCAAUCAAGAGUUUGAAUUCCAUUUUGACGAAAUACAAGGAUAUUCAAGUGGAAGAGAUUAAUACAAUGGUGAACAAAUUGGCCUCAACUGCUAGAUCUGAUCCUGAUGCAAAUGCUGCUAUUGUCAAGGUUGUUGAAAAGGGAUUGUCCACUUCAUUCCCUGAAUACUUCACUGUUUAAAAAUAGAAAGUGAAAGUAAUACCAUAGAUGAAUAUAGAUGUAUAUAUAAAAAUACUACAGUACAAUAAAGAUCUUCAUUUAUUAUAUGAACUGCACUAU